AUGAUUUGCUUUUGAGAGAGCUCUGAUGAGAAUUAUUUGGCACGAUGUUUCCGAGCUUCAGAAAUGUAAACGAAGGACGAGGCAAAGGAGAACAGAGGCCGCAACAGCAAACAGGUCCCAGAGCAUAGCAUACAUUCCGCUACGAGUAGGCGCAUAGAGCUGGUCAGCUAGCUAGUACUCGUACGGUAGCUGUAAUCAACAUGGCAGACGAAGAAAAGACCCCCAACGCUGCACGGAAACGACCUCUUGUUGGAAAGGAAAAUAAUGAAGAAGUCUUGCCGAUGGCAGCUGCAUCAUUGGGCAACAACGCGAAGGAAGAAAAUAUCACACCGCCACCAAUGCAGCGACGCCAGGGGAAUCCCUACAAGAAGAAACCCAGACAGCUAGACACGACUCCUGGUGAUGUUGAAGUGAUCUCUCCUCCGCCACCUCGAGUAGCUUUGAAGAGACCAGUGUCCUCCAAUGACGACGAAGUUUGUGUGAUGCAAUCCACUCUCACAAACGCGUUGGUGGAGUAUCCUCAUGGACGUCCGGACUGUGGUCUGCACAGCUUUUCGGAGGACAAGUCCAAGUUUUGCGACAAGUGCUACUGUUUGGUCUGCAACAAGCUGGCAAGUCAGUGCACUGAUUGGGGCGAGCAUUGCUCUCACGAAAACGAAAAACAGAAAAACAAACGUACAGCAGCGCCUGCCAAUCAUCCCGUCAUUGACAUUGAGGAUUCUUCGUCUUCGUCGCCAGAAACACCGGCCAACAAUCUUCGAUCCAUCGGCAAUAACAAAAAUAUCGUCAAUCCACACGCUCGGCGGCGCCACCAAGCCAAUGGUUCCGCCUUUGCCUCCUUCUUGGACGCCCAAGCCAACCGAAAAGGGUUUGAGGACCAUUACACCAACGAUUUCAACACGGCAUACGAAAAUCCUGGCGAAAAGGGACGCACUGCCAAAUCCAUGAAAAUAACAGAGAUCCUGGCACAAAAACUGGCCGAGACAAUGCAAUUGGCUGACAAGAUUCCUUCUUCUGCUGAGGCCACUACUAAUAGUUCUACUACUGCCGCAAACAAAAUGAACAAUGAAAAUAACAAAAAAAGCGCCAAUGAAGAACUCACAACGCAUAACCUGCAGAAAAAAGAUCGCUUUGAUCGAUGCAAAAUGGAAGGGGACAUUGCUCAGUUGGGACUGCACAAGUCGUUCUUCGUCGAAGGGGUUCGUAUUGGAUGGCCAUAUCCCUCUAUUCUAACCCCGCAACGGCUAAUGGCCAUUCAUUUGGUCAAGGCACUCAAAAACUCGCGUCAUGUCGUACUGGAAAGUCCCACGGGGACGGGGAAAUCCGCCGCCAUUUUGUGUGCUGUUUUGGCAUGGCAACGACAUUAUGCCAAGAGCAAUUGGGGAAAGACCGUACUGAGCAAUGGAAAUAUCUCCGCAUUGGCGGCAGGGAAGAUGCACCUAGAACCCGGGGCAGAGACCUUCCCACGCAUCAUUUACUGUUCUCGAACUCACAGCCAGGUGGCGCAGAUGGUGGCGUCCCUCAAAAAAACGCCUUACCGACCGCGCAUGACAGUGCUCGGUUCUCGCGAUCGCUUGUGUAUUCAUCGCAACAUUCGAAACAAGGGUGGCGCAACGCAGGGUGACAAUGGUGGCGAUCAGAACAGAGCGAAGGCCCGCGUCAAUGUGAACACUGCCUGUCAAAUGCGGGUGGCCAAUGCCGAAAAGAUCCGGAAACAGCUUUGGAACUCGUAUGACUUUCGCUAUGAUGACAAUCGUCCUCCCUCACACCUUCCGGGCGAUGGUGACGGAAAUCAGGGAGACGGCGCUUCUGACGGGGAGGAUGACGCAACGGGGGAUCAAAUGCAAUCCAGCGAAUGGAUCCUUAAAAAGAGCAAAAAGAAGCUCACAUGUCCCCACUACCGUCAAUUAUCCAGCUACCGAACGGCGCACAUGACAAGAAACCGCUUUGCGGCGAGCCAGGACGAAAUUCAGUGCUGCAAGAGUGGCGGUGAAAAGACAAAGUUGGGAGUUCACGAGAUUGAGGACCUUUGCUCUUUCGGUGUGAACCCGUACAUCAUUGAAGUGGCCCUUUACAGGAAUACCGGCAGUCGGGAGGACUUUGGCAUCAUCAUUGGCAACGAUUGUCGCAUCCGAAGCAUAGGCAAGGACACACCAGCCGAAUACUGCGGUCAGCUGAAUCGAGGCGACAAGAUUGUGCUUGUGAACGGGAAACAGGCCAAGAGUAUGCAACAUAUCCAGCACGAACUCGCCAGCACAACUGCAGACGUGGUGAACCUGAAGGUCGCCCGGUCUGGUUCUUCUGGCACCCGAACUAUCCAAACACGGCCAAUGAAUCACAGUGCGAAGAAUGAAAGUCACCGCCAGGUCCAAGUUGCUUUGUAUCGCUCUCCCGGAGAGACAAGCUUCGGAAUGACUCUUGAAAUCUUCGGCACUGGAUGCAAAAUUAGCGGAUUCAAGGCUGGUCCAGCCCUCCGAAGCCGCAAUGUAAAAGUUGGAGAUGUCAUUACUGGUGUCAACGGAAAGUAUCUCACAGGCUUUCAUGAUGUCACCCAAGAAAUCUUGAACACAGCAGUGGACCCCCUGCGGCUCAACCUUCGACGUCAAACGGACGUACCCAUCGAUGUCGAUGAAGCAAGCGACAGCGACGAAAGUGACCCCGCAGAAUCAGAAGAUCUCUACUCUCCGCAUUCUCCAUGUCCGUACUACUUGUCACGGGCACUGAGCAAGCAUGCAGAACUUCUGUUUGCUCCGUACAAUUACAUUCUUGACCCUGGAAUACGAAAAGCGUUGGAGAUUGACCUUGAGGGGGCGGUGGUUGUUUUGGAUGAGGCGCAUAAUGUUGAGGGAACGCUGACUGAAAGUGGCAGUGGCAAAUUCGGGGAAAUUGAACUGACGCAACUGUUUGCAAAACUUUCGUUCUAUUCCAGCGCAGCGAAAAGUCGAAGCAGCAAGUUGGAUGAUGUAACGAGUUCCCUUGGUGGGAAAAUAGACCUUGCCGAAAGUGCUCAUGAGCUGUUGCUCUUUGUUGAGAAGCUCAUAUUGUACAUGCGGGAGCAACGGCAGCGCUUUGAGCAGUCUCCUGGCAACGUCGGUGCUCGGAAGGCCAUUGAAGACUACCAAAGGUUCCACACCCCAGACAACACCGAUUUCGAAGUCAGCUACCACGGGCCGAAUGGACACGGCGUUCACCGCAAAGCAGUCGGGUGCAAGCCGUUUUUUGACCUUGACUCCAUGCAAAUAAAGCCUGCGGAUAUUGAAAAGUUACUCGGAUACUCCCAAGAAUUGGAGAAACAACUAACUGGAAGCGACAAAGCACAAGCAAACGAGUCGAACGGUGGUGAUGUUGCUGGUGCCGGGGAAAAGAGCCCUAAGAACAACACCUUCGAUCUACUCAAUGAGCUUCUUUCCAAGUUUCAGUUGGCUUCUCAAUCUCCACAGCAUUUCUAUAUCUCCUGCGUCAUUCAGGCCAACGGCAAUUUUGACCAUGCUGCGGGAGAAUUGGGAAAUGAGGACCGCAACAACGCUGGAACCCGAAACCGACGCUUUCAAAAGAAACCCGCCAAUCUGCCAUUCAUGUACCCUCGCAACGUCAACAAUCCAGGGGCGGCACUUUACGUGUGCAAUCACGACAAGUGCAAAAAGGGAAAAGGUGGAACUGAGGCCAGCGCAAUGCCGAGCUGGGGCGGUCCUGGUGUCCGACAUGGAGAAUGGUGCGAUGGGACACAAUCUCCCCCUUGGGAGGCACAUCUCGUCUUAAAGCUUUUGUUCCCGGGCUUGCUCAUGAAAGAGCUCUCGAGUCAGUGCAGAACGCUUGUUCUUGCAAGCGGGAGCCUUUCCCCUUUGAAAAGUGUUUGUGCUGAGUUGGAUCUCCAUGACAAACGAAUUGGUACGAAAAAGCCUGGACGGCUUCAGACAACGCCAAAACCAUUGGAAGCCAAUCAUGUUGUGAAUCUGGAAAAGCAACUCCUUGCCGUCGCCUUGGGGAGCUUCCCUAAUGGUGCACCACUCACAGUCACCUACAAACACUACAAGAAUCCCGAGUUCUUCCCUCGCCUUGGUGACUCCAUUGCAACAGUCAUCGAGACGAUCCCUCGGGGAGGCGUUCUUGUGUUCUUCCCCUCCUACAGUGUCUUGAACAAGUGCGUCAAAUGUUGGAGCCCUGAGUCAAACCAACGGCGAUACGGUGGCUUCGACAAUUCCGAGUAUACGUGCCCGGAAGUUUGGGAGCGCUUUGAACAAAGCAAGACCAAGGUGAUCGUAGAACCAAGCGGGAGUAAUCAAGAACAAUUUGAAGCAGCGAGGGAUGAAUACGCCGAAACUAUUCGUUCUCAAGGAAGCUGUGUGCUCCUAGCGGUGUUUCGUGGCAAGAUGAGUGAAGGAAUCUCAUUCAACGACGACAAUGCUCGAGGGGUUAUCUGCGUCGGAAUUCCCUUUCCAUCGUCCAAAGAGAGAGCGAUAGUCGCCAAGCGAGCGUUCAAUGACGAACAGAGGAAGCUGAACAAUAACACAGAUUUGCUUCCCGGGCAUGAUUGGUACGCCCAAGAAGCGUUUCGCGCCAUCGCUCAGGCACUUGGCCGGUGCAUCCGACACGAGGGAGACUAUGGAACCGUUGUUCUGAUGGAUUCCAGGCACUGUCACGACGGGUCGCCAGGGUUUGUACAUUCCAAGCUUCCCAAGUGGAUGCGAUAUGGCGUUCGCACUGUAGCCCCAGGAAACAGGGGACACGGCAACAAGCCAAUUCUUGGGGGAUACCAGGGACUAAGGCAAGAAAUGAAAAAGUUCUUUGCAGAAGCCCCAGCCUUUGCUGAUUCUGUUGUGACCAAACGCCGAGCAGACUUUGCAGCCGCGAAAGACCGAGAAAAGCAUCAAGGAGGAGGUGGCCGCACAUUCGACAGCAAAAGUGGCAGUUGGACUCCAAACACAGCCACUUUCAAGAGUGAAGCAAAACCCAAAGCCGUCAGCAGUGGAAUUGGCCCUGCCAUUGAUGUUGCCAUGAGAAUCACACAGGACAGCCCUCUUCCUCCUGUCCUCUUCUCCAACCAGCAUGCAGCAUCAACACCAGACACGCCCUCGCACCCAAUGGGUAUGAAAGGUGUAGUUCCAGAUCGGGAUGCAUAAGGUGGUGAUGAACUAGUAGCAGAAUGCUAGCUUUAAUAUCUGGCCCUCUAUUGUUGAAUCCGGCAGUUGGUGCUGAGAACUAGCUUGCUAUUAGAGAUUAGAGUAGCGAGCCAGCAAGAAUUUGAGACUGUAAAUCUCCUUUGGGUGGUGCGUUCACAGUCCCUAAGGAAUACAUAAGCUGCACAACUUCCCAGGCAUCAACUGCAUGGUACAAUUUGGCCAACAUGGCAUUUCUGGUGUGCAAUGCAUUGAAGCAAACUGGCAGAAUUUUUAAAACCGCAAUGGGUUAGUCUGGUUGCAAAUGUGCAUGCAUACCGUUAUGAGGCUUGCUAGAGCAACAGACCAUGCGGAGGUCUUAAAGUAUUGGCUGGUAAGUUCGUUUUGGCUGGGCCUUUUGUGUAGCCGGGCACAGGAGAAGAACCGUGUUUUGGGCCUGGUGUGGGUCCUGAUGAUUCGGACAACUGUCUCGUCACUCUUUCAAGUUGCAACGGACUUGACUCGUCACUCAGCUCCCUUUGCCAGAAAAUCAAAGCGACGAUGGUGUUUACCGCCUACACUCCAUUUCUGUCUCAUUCGGUCGAGAGUGCUGUGGCUUGAGGUACACCGGUAGAUCUGGCUACUACUCUGGUGCAUGUACAAGGAAAGGGGGAUAGAUAGUAUAGCAACUCCCCGCUGAGCACGUUGAUUGAUGCUCACCCUUUCGUCAUUGCCAUCAGGCACAACUGUUUACAGAACUCUCCUUCUAUUCCAGCGCAGCAAAACGUUGAAGUUGGAUGAAACAAUAAUCCCCAAACAUGUUCCUGUGGUGGCUCUAACAGCUGCUGCCUAUCGGGAAGACCGAGACGCCUGUCUGGAUGCGACCAUUUUUCUGUCUAGGCAGCAGAAGCAGGUCCAAGGACUUGAGGGCAGGCUGCAGAGCAUGACCUUUGUAUCAAGGCAUCAUGGUUGCUCGGACGAGUUGGUCCUUAUUGAACAAUCUAGGUUCUGGUUGUGGCGCUAUUUCUUGCUCUGUCGUUUUGUUUAAGUCAUUGUUCUCAAGCUAUAGACUUAAAAUACAUAUUGCCCAAUCUAUGUAUCAUAAUUCUAAUGACAUAAUGUCAAACGAACUCUCCAUCCACAACCAGCGGCAGGCGCCCCCAUUUUGAAAAUAGAGGAAGCUUCCUUUUGUGUCACGGUACCAAAUGAUAAAACUAACCUGAACUGCCACGUUCUUCUUGACGGUAGAUCAAGGUUUGUUCUUGCACAAUGCACAGAUCUUCGCCUUCUGGAAACGUCACACGGAUGCAGUCGUUGGGACACAAGCUCCGGAUUUGCAGACGAGGAACCUGACGAAACUCGCGAUCCUCAUUUUCUGGCCCUGCUUUCUUGAGAUAAAGGUCAUUGCACAUCGAGUGAUUCUUGACGACACAGUAGGACGCAUGGACAUCGAAACAAAUGUCAGUGUCGCCUCUGGUAGGAUUUGUUGACCCUCGUUCUUCGUGAAAUACCCCAUACAUCAUAUUAAACCAGUUUUCACCUUCCAUGAGCUCAACCUUGGUUGUCCCUGCCAUCAGGGAGUGCUUGAGUUGACCCGAAGGGGAAGGAUCCGCCAUCGUUGCUUUCAAAGAGUCAAUACAAACGUUUUAGCUGGCGAUUAUCUUUCGGCAUUUAUUUGUUGUGAGGAACGUCUGUCGGCAUUGGUUCUGUGGAAAUGGUGCAAAAGUGCGUGCCAGCGUGAGGCUCCAAGCUAGCAAGCAGAUGUCUCCAAUGCAGUCAGCGCGCUCCCUGUUUUUUCUAUUUUAGGAAAGGAAAAAAUGUGAUGCCAAUUAGACAGUUUUCAAUUUUAAAAAACAUUUCCCUGUAAUACGAGAACCAGUAGAGAUUUUACUAGUUUCUAUUUUCUAUUCUAAACAUUUCUAUUUAGAAAGCAAAAAGUCAAAACGCGUCCAACGAAAAGCCGAACUCUAUUUGAGACGUGGCUGCAGGUACCGGUAGCAGGCUGCAACGCAGGCGUCAUUUUUUGUUU
Seminavis robusta is the source of this 7125-nucleotide messenger RNA. NCBI's taxonomy places the organism in Eukaryota, Bacillariophyta, Bacillariophyceae, Naviculales, Naviculaceae. The record is from the annotation of a GenBank genome assembly.